AUGAACCAGCAGUCGAGCAACUGACGUUGCCAAGGUCAUCGUCAUCAACAUCCAAGACGGCAGGCGAGCAGAAGAGGUAACGUCCUGGGUUCUGUCAGGAAUUCUGUCCGUUGUAGUUUGUUUCUCGUUUUUUUCUUUCCACUCUCGAUCGUAUUCAGCAAAGUCGAUUGGAACCAAAUCUAA
This is a messenger RNA of Haemonchus placei, 183 nucleotides long. NCBI's taxonomy places the organism in Eukaryota, Metazoa, Nematoda, Chromadorea, Rhabditida, Trichostrongylidae. The record is from the annotation of a GenBank genome assembly.